AGAGUGCUGCGCAUGCGCGUUGAAUGGUAAAAGCAAGGUGGGAAAAUUGGUUCUAUCGCUUUCAACUGUGGAUUAGUAACAAAAUCAUGUGUUUUGAAGAAAAUUAGAACCUCUAUGGACAAUCCCUGGAGACUAGUAACCGCCUCAGCUAAAACUUGAUUCACGUAUGUCCUGAAUUGCUAUACUUCUGCUUCUGUCGUUGCCUUGUUUCGUCUCAAAAGGCAUUGCUAGCAUGAAGAUCGCAGUAGAAGGCUGUUGCCACGGCGAGCUGGACAAGAUCUAUGAGACCAUCGAGUACCUGGAGAAGAAGGAGUCGCUCAAAGUGGAUCUGCUGCUCUGCUGUGGAGACUUCCAGGCGGUGCGGAAUGAGGGAGACUUGAAGUGCAUGGCGGUGCCUGCAAAGUACCGGACGAUGCAGACAUUUUACAAGUAUUACUCUGGAGAGAAGAAGGCUCCAGUUCUCACCAUCUUCAUCGGAGGGAACCAUGAGGCUUCCAACCACCUGCAGGAGCUGCCGUACGGAGGCUGGGUUGCUCCAAACAUUUAUUACCUGGGUUACGCUGGUGUCGUCCGUUAUAAAGGGAUCAGGAUUGGUGGCCUGUCUGGAAUCUAUAAAUCACACGACUACAGAAAGGGUCACCACGAAUUCCCUCCGUAUAAUCCCGAAACGCUCCGGAGUGUGUACCACAUCAGGAAUAUGGAGGUGUUUAAACUGAAACAGAUCCAGAUGCCCAUAGAUAUUUUCAUGAGCCAUGACUGGCCUCGAAGAAUCUACCACUAUGGAAACACGGAGGAUCUGUUGCGGAAGAAGAAGUUCCUGCGGUCGGAAGUGGAGACCAACACACUGGGAAGUCCGGCUGCUGAGGAGCUGCUGGCCCAUCUGCAGCCCAGCUACUGGUUCUCUGCACAUCUCCAUGUAAAGUUUGCUGCUCUCAUGCAGCAUCCACCUAAGGGUAACGCAGCCCCACGUGUCACCAAGUUCCUGUCUCUGGAUAAAUGUCUCCCCUACAGAGAGUUUUUGCAGAUUGUUGAUAUUCCAGACAGAUCGAGUUCAUCUGAAGGUCUGGAAUAUGACCCAGAGUGGUUUGCUGUUCUGAAAGCCACCAACAGUUUACAGGUGACCACUCCUCAGCGCUGGAACCCGCCAGAGAACAACGGCUUGCACGAACGGUGGGACUUCAGAGCUUCGGAGGCGGAUAUGAUGCAGGUGAUGGAGGAUCUCAGCGGGGAACUCAGCAUUCCAGACAACUUCAGCCGUACCGUCCUGCCGUACGACCCCGGCCACCCCCAGCCACACGCCCCCCCGAGCUACAACACCAACCCACAAACGACAGAGCUCUGCACCAAGCUGGGCCUCACAGACAUCUACUGUAAGGUCGGACAGAGAGGCGACGACGCAGGCAGGUCCCAGAGCGCCACCAGGGAGGACGAGGAUGAAAGUCUAGAUGAACCCAGCGAUUAUCCAACGGAUACUUCAGGGUUGUCCAGUUCUUUUAACCCUGAUGAGAUCACCAUCGAAGACGAGUGGGAAGAGGAGGAGGAGAAAGGAGCAAAGGCGGACCUGCCCUCAGAUACCCACACCCCCAGUCGGAUGGUCCUGCCAGAGCCCAAAUCUACCAUCUCCCCCUCUGUCCUAAUGGACCUGCCCCCCCCCUCCCACUCUACCCCCAGAGCUCUUCCCGCUCAGCCAGAGGGCGAACAGGAAGGACGGUGCGGUGACGAGGAGGCCGCCGCUCGCAUCCUGAAGCGGAGCAGCGGCGAAGCGGGAAGCAGGAACACGACUCCGAUAAUCAAACGCAGGAACCAGCUCAUUUACCAGACCACGGACGAUGACGAGUGUGAGGGUUAGAACGCAGGAAACGGACUUCUUUAUUAAGAUGUCAUUUUAUGUGUUUAAACAGAGCCAGAUCAUUUUAGAAAACAGGUUGAAUUUCAGUUAUUUUUGGUAAUAGGAAAUUCUCAUUUAAUGGGAAAGAUUAAAAAAGCUGAAAAAAUUUUUUUAUUUUAUUUUUUUUAGAAUAAUCCACUAAAACAAAAAAGUCAAUUGUGGCUGUUAGAAACAGUAUUUUCAAUGCAGUACGGCUGAACCAUCAGCCAUACUGAUUUUUUUUUACAUUUUUCAGCAAAAUAUGAAUAAAUUUUAAUAAGGAACUUGCAAAUAAAUUUCUCUCACUAUCCUAA
Messenger RNA from Xiphophorus hellerii (green swordtail), 2181 nucleotides. It is a transcript of the gene dbr1, whose product is annotated as debranching RNA lariats 1. Gene Ontology annotation, biological process: mRNA splicing, via spliceosome. NCBI's taxonomy places the organism in Eukaryota, Metazoa, Chordata, Actinopteri, Cyprinodontiformes, Poeciliidae. The coding region runs from base 233 to 1849 and encodes 538 amino acids. The record is from RefSeq and is a predicted model, not a curated record. Gene Ontology annotation, molecular function: RNA lariat debranching enzyme activity. Gene Ontology annotation, cellular component: nucleus. The transcript has 9 exons.